Messenger RNA from Lactuca saligna, 1230 nucleotides. The record is from the annotation of a GenBank genome assembly. Lineage: Eukaryota; Viridiplantae; Streptophyta; Magnoliopsida; Asterales; Asteraceae.
AUGUUGGGCGCUGGAUUGCAGCAUGGACGUAGUAGUGGUGGAGAGGAUAGGUUUUACAUGCCGGCGAAAGCGAGAAGGAUUCGUCAGCAUCAAGAGAACCUCCAUAGAGCUCAAAGUAACGUUACUCUGACACAAUCUACGACAUCUUCUGUUAGGGAGGAGCCGGAGAAUCAACUCAUGCAGCCAUCAAAUCCGGAGCCGUUGGAAUCCUCAGUGGUGGCGGUGCCGACAACAUCAUCGUUGUGUAAUCUUGAACGGUUUUUGGAAACUGUUAUGCCUUCUGUUCCUGUUCAACAUCUCUCCAAGCAGAGAACUAUGAGAGGAUGGAGGACAAGUGAUGUGGAAUAUCAACCAUACUUUGUUCUUGGUGAUUUGUGGGAAUCUUUCAAGGAGUGGAGUGCUUAUGGUGCUGGAGUUCCUUUAAUAUUGAAUGAAGCUAAUUGUGUGAUCCAAUAUUAUGUGCCUUAUUUAUCUGGAAUUCAAAUAUAUGUAUACCCUUUGAAGUCUUCAAUAAAUUCCAGGCAACUAACUGAGGAUAUUGAUGAUAACUCAUUUACGGAUUCAAGUAGUGAGGGGAGCAGUGAUUAUGAACAGGAAAAGGGUUCUUUACAUUAUCUAAGGGAGAAGAGUAAUAAUCAUCACCCAAAGAAUGGCAUUCUUCACCGAAUAGAUCAUUUGUCAAUGAAUGAUGAGAACAAUUUAGUUCAAGAAGACUUUUCUAGUGAUGAUAGUGAUUCUGCCACCACUCAAAGUUGCUUGAUAUUUGAGUACAUGGAACAUAGUCAGCCUUUGGGCAGAGAACCUUUGUGUGAUAAGAUACUUGAUCUUGCACAACGUUUCCCUGAAUUGAAAAGUCUAAGAAGUUGUGACUUGCUGCCAUCUAGUUGGCUUUCUGUCGCUUGGUACCCAAUAUACAGAAUUACCAUGGGGCCCACCUUGAAAGAUCUUGAUGCUUUUUUUCUAACUUUUCAUCCCCUUCACACUCCUACUACAGGCAAUGAAUGUGAGCAUCCACCUGUUGUAAGGCAUUUCAGUGGGACGGGUGUGGUCUCAUUACCAGCAUUUGGUCUUGCUUCAUACAAAUUCAAGGCACCACUGUGGGUCCCCAAUGAGUUGAAAAGACUAGAAUGCCCUGAUGGACUAUUCACUAUUCUAUAUGUGUUUGUUACUUACAUAGAAGUACUAGUGUUGAAAAGACUAGAAUGCCCUUAUCAUGUGAUGUGUCAAUAA